CAGUGUCCGGGUAGGUCUAAGUGGUGAGGAGUGGGACCCUUGUCGUGCACCUAACACCACGAUGGACGACUAUCCGAUGUAUGGGUUGCUUGUUGGGUUCUCCCUCUGGGGGACCCUUUGGCGUCUCCUCUUUCCUCUGGGCUUCUGGCCCACGUUCACGUGUAGAGUAGGGACUCGGGGUAGUACUUCCACCCAACCUUACAUGAAGGAGGAGGAGGAGAAGAUGGCCGCCAUUCUGCAGGAGAGGAAGGAGAAGAAGGAGGCCAAGAAGAAGGCCUUGAAGGAGGAGCAGGCGGCCAAAUUGAAGAAGAUAGAAGAAGAGAUGGCCAGAGAGAAAGAGAGGAUACAGAAAGAAGAAGAAGAGAAGUUGAAAGAGGUGGAAGAGAAGGAAGAAGAUGAAACGCCACUGCAGAGGAAGAAGGGGCAAUACAGUGGCAGUAGGGAUGAGGAGAUGGAGAAGCGGAUCUCAGAGUGGGUCGCCAACUUAUCCCUGGGCGAAGAAGAAGAGGUGGCGAUGUAUAUCUCUAAGGACGAUCAGGAAGCCGCUAUGAGAGUAGGCGCUGUAGGAACCGAGGUGGGCCACCGCCUCGAUAAGACUGAGCGGUUUUGUGCCGGCGCCAUUGAAAACAUUAAAGCGGCAGCUCCCAAGGAGGAGGAAGCACGUCCUCCUCGCCGGGAGCCGGUCAAAGUCAAAUUCCCUGAUUCCUACAGUGGAAAACGGGAAGAGAACUUUGACAAUUGGGAGGCCAAUGUCAAGACCUAUGUGCAUCUGCAACAGGUCUCCCCAGAUCAGCAGGUUCUAAUUGCGAUUCACGCGCUUAGAGAUGAAGUCGCCAGCUUUGCAAGGUCCCUAGUUCGCGCUGUCAACUGUAGUGACGAUCCAGUUGCGUACUCCUCGUUCACUUCCCUCAUUGAAUUCUUGAAGCUGCUGCGCAAACGAUUCGCUGAUGUCGCUCGAAGUGUCAAGGCCUCAGACAAGCUCCAGACGAUCCAUGCUCCUAUGCCCGAAGCUUUUCGCGGGCACUUCUUCGCGAAGAGCGAAGACCCUGCCACUACUUACGAUUCCCUUAGCCGUGAGGUGGUGGCCUUUGAGGCCAAGUCUAUGCCAGUCUCCACCUUCUGGCACAAAGAUUUGGAUAAGGGAAAGCAAUGGAAGGGCCGCACUAUUUCUGGGCAAGUGAAGACUAAGGAUAGUCUUGUCCUAACCUUAGAUGAGGGUAGUGUGGAUGAGAUCCCCUACGAUCAGAUUGAGUGGGGGUUAGAGGAGGAGGACAACGGUGUGGGUCAAGGGAGAUCUUACGCUGCUGUCGCGGUUGAAAAGAGGCCGCAAGGAGGAGGACGAGGCCAGGGCCAAGAGGGUCGGGCCUCAGGGAGCCGGUUCCAGGGCGAUCAGGGGUUGGCGGCAGAGGAGGAAACCGCCAAGCGGGAGGAAGGGGUCAAGGUCCCCCGCAAAACCGUCCUAGGAAUAGGUCUCCCUAUAGGGUAGGAGGAUGGCACUCGGGGCUAGCGGUGUAUGAACGAU
Molecule: messenger RNA, 1522 nt
Organism: Chara braunii
Lineage: Eukaryota; Viridiplantae; Streptophyta; Charophyceae; Charales; Characeae
Source: the annotation of a GenBank genome assembly